AUGUUCUCUGCUGUGCUGAUGGACACUUACCGUCAUGAACGCCCAGGGAUCCGCAUCGCCUACAUGACGGACGGUCACCUCAAUCGACGGCGGAUGCACUUACAAUCGCGCGUAUUUACAACCGCCGUUCACAAACUUCUCUUCGCCGACGACUGCGCCCUAAAAAUCACAUUGGAAGAGGACAUGCAACGGAGCAUGGACCUCAUCUCGGCCGCCUGCGAGAACUUCGGUCUGGACGUACCUACCGUGAUGAACCCCCCGGAAUCCGCUUCGCCUGCAGGACCGACGGCAAUCCUCUCAACAGCCGGCGCAUACAGGCCUCACCGCUUCUCUCCACGACCACCGUUCAUGACCCACUCUUAG
Messenger RNA from Spirometra erinaceieuropaei, 363 nucleotides. NCBI's taxonomy places the organism in Eukaryota, Metazoa, Platyhelminthes, Cestoda, Diphyllobothriidea, Diphyllobothriidae. The record is from the annotation of a GenBank genome assembly.